AUGGAUGGGGUGGUGGGAGGAGUGGGGACGCCCGGUAGCGCAGGAGGGUCCGGAGGUGACAGUCUCCCCCGACGUAACGGAGGGGACUCAAAGAGGCGCAGUAAGGGCAGCAUCCCCUCGCCAGGGUACAGGCUGUCCCAGGCGUCCCUGGAGGGGGAGAAGGCUUCUUUCGGGGGGGACGCCGCUCCCACAGGGGGGCGCGGCCGCCGCCCCUCCAUCGUCAGCUCCGGCCUCCCUUUCCGCCCGGCUGGCACGCCGACCACCCCGGUGCCCCUCGUUCCCCCUGCGCCCCGCUCGGUGGGUUUCGCCCCCUCGCGUGCCGCCCUGGCCUCCACCUCCUCGUCCACGGGGACGGGAGUGAUGGUUGUGGCCACUGGCCCGGAGACCACUACCACCACUGCGUGCAACACUACGGCGGUGGGGACACCCGAGACGUUAGGGCCGUCAGCAUUGAUGGGCGGGUUUGGCAUGGGGCUGGACGGAGAAGACUACAGCCAGUCCAACCAGAGCACUUUCAUCCAGAGGCAAUUCGGAGCCAUGCUGCAGCCGGGGGUCAACAAGUUUAGCCUGCGCAUGUUCGGAUCCCACAAGGCUGUAGCUCUGGAACAGGAACGACUCAAGUCAGCCGGAUCGUGGAUCAUACACCCCUACAGCGACUUCAGGUUCUACUGGGAUCUGCUCAUGCUGGUUCUGAUGAUGGGCAACCUGAUCGUACUGCCGGUGGGCAUCACAUUCUUCCGAGAUGAGAACACGCCAUCCUGGAUCAUUUUUAAUGUGGUGUCUGACACGCUCUUCAUGGUCGACCUGGUCCUCAACUUCCGCACGGGCAUCGUCAAGGAAGAUAGUACUGAAAUACUGCUGGACCCACGGGCCAUCCGCCAGAACUACCUGAAGAGCUGGUUCCUGGUGGACUUUGUGUCCUCCAUACCUGUGGACUACAUCUUCCUAAUGGUGGACAGUCUGGACUCGGAGGUGUACCGGACAGCCCGGGCGCUGCGCAUCGUCCGCUUUACUAAAAUCCUCAGCCUGCUGCGGCUGCUGCGCCUCUCUCGACUCAUACGCUAUAUCCACCAGUGGGAGGAGAUCUUCCACAUGACGUACGACCUGGCUAGCGCCAUGGUGAGGAUCGUCAAUCUGAUUGGGAUGAUGUUGCUUCUGUGCCACUGGGACGGCUGCCUGCAGUUCCUGGUGCCAAUGCUUCAGGACUUCCCGCCGGACUGCUGGGUCUCCAAGAACCUGAUGGUGAAUGACACGUGGGGCGUGCAGUACUCGUACGCCCUCUUCAAAGCCAUGAGCCACAUGUUGUGCAUAGGUUACGGCGCCCAGGCCCCGGAGGGCAUGACUGAUGUGUGGCUCACCAUGCUGAGUAUGAUUGUAGGCGCCACCUGCUACGCUAUGUUCAUUGGUCACGCCACCGCACUUAUUCAAUCGCUGGACUCAUCCAGGCGGCAGUACCAGGAAAAGUACAAGCAGGUGGAACAGUACAUGUCCUUCCACAAGCUUCCUGCGGACGUGCGUCAAAAGAUCCAUGAGUACUAUGAGCACCGCUUCCAAGGGAAGAUGUUUGAUGAGGACAACAUUCUGGGAGAACUCAGUGAGCCGCUUAAAGAGGAGAUCGUGAGCUUCAACUGCCGCAGCCUGGUGGCCAACAUGCCCUUGUUCGCCAACGCCGACCCCAACUUUGUGACCGCCAUGCUGACCAAACUUCGCUUCGAGGUCUUUCAGCCAGCUGAUUUCAUCAUCCGAGAGGGAACCGUGGGGAGGAAGAUGUACUUCAUCCAACACGGACGCGUCAGCGUACUCACCCGAGGCAACAAGGAGACAAAACUAAGCGACGGUUCUUAUUUUGGAGAAAUCUGUUUGUUGACUCGAGGACGGAGGACGGCCAGCGUGCGUGCAGAUACAUAUUGUCGUUUGUACUCUCUCAGUGUGGACAGCUUUAAUGAGGUGCUGGAGGAACACCCGAUGAUGCGGCGAGCCUUCGAGACCGUCGCCGUCGACCGAUUGGACCGUAUAGGCAGGAAGAACUCUAUGCUGCUAAGGAAGUCAUCUCAAGGCGGAUCACUCGGUGGCAGUAUGGGUCGUGGCGGAGGUCGAGGUGGAGGAGGUCCGGGAGCAGGCGGUGGCCUGGCAGCGGGUAGUCUGGGCUCCUGCGACAGCAUACUGGUGCAGCAGAUUGUCAAGCAUGACAGCAUGCCAGCCAUGCAGGACGCCAUCGCAGCUGCCGCCGCUGGAAGAAGCGGCGUCAUGGGAGGAAGUGGCGCAAUGUCCCCCAGGCCUCACCCGGUCAUCUGGGCACCUCUGGUACACGCCCCUCUGCAGACAGCUGCUGCCACCAGUAAUGUGGCAAUAGCCCUCAUGCACCAGCAGCAGCAUCAGCAGCAACAGCAGCAGCAGCAACAGCUCCAGCAGUUGCAGCAGCAGCAUCCACUAGGGGGCACUUUUUUCCUGCCCUCCCCUCUUAUCUCACCAUCACCCUCCUCCUCGUUUCCUCUCUCGCCUCCUCGUGCUCCUACCUUGCAACCCUUGCGCCCCUCCGUCAGCUCACUCAUUGGAAUGAUGGCAAUGAGCGGGAUGGGAGGUUUAUCCCCCAGAGCCUUCCCUUCCUCCCCUUCCAACAUGGCCCCACUCGGCGGGUUGACAUCCCCACCUGUGGCUAAAACUCCACCUGCUGCACCCUCCUCUAUGUCUGUCCCACAAGGAAGGACUCUUCAUUACGUGCGCCUCCAGGCUGAUCAUCCCUCAGUACCUGGUGGCUCUCUUGUCAUCCCAGCUGCUGGAGGAGCAUCAACUCCACCCGUACCCAAGAUGCAGACCGCCAACCCUUCUUCCACCUCUGCUGGUCCAUUAGACAGCAACACUACUGUGACUAACCAGCAAGGUGCAAAAGAAGCUCUUCUGCGCCAUGGUGGAAACAGUUGUCAUGGCCUGCCUGCAUUAGGAAGACUCACCCAGGAGGCUAGGCUGCUGUCUGCAUCACAGCCCACUCUCCCUCAUCGCUCCUGGGCUGGAUUGCAGCCUCAUCCCCCUCUCCAUCGGAAGGCCUCUGGAGGGAAUUUGCUGGCGGCUCCUUUCCUGGCAGGGCAGUUAGCUAGAGGUGGCAGUGCGGGAAUACUGACCUCCAACUCUCCGGUGCAGCCUGUCGCAAAUCUUACAUCCAAUUCACAAAUACAACCGCCUAUUCAGCCUACUAUGUACACACAGUGUGCCCCUCACACUGCCCCCUUGCCCAUCUCCUCAUCUCCACACAUACCUUCUGCAGCCUCCUCUCCAAAGCAAACACCAUCUGCCACUCCUUCACCUGUGCCCACUCCCUCAUCCCCAACACCCUUGCCCUUGCAGACACCCCGCCCAAAACCAACCCUAAUCGCACCUUCCCGCUCAUCCUCGCCGCCUCCCUGCUCGACACCUCCCUCGACAGGAAGCACCCCACUAUCUCUCACCCCAGGUCCACGCCCCAAACCAAUUGCCACACCUUCACCCCACUCUUCAUCUCCCACACCUUCCUCCACCCCUCCUGCAUCAUCUGUUUCAACUGCUGUUCCACUCCUUCAAGCAUUUGGACACAAGUCAUCUCUGAGUUCCUCACCCCCAUCGCCUGUGGUUGCUAUAUCCACGACAACCUCCCAAGGUGCCAGGGUCAAAGCAUCCAAUACGCUGCCCACUGCUUCGCCGUUGUCUGGUCCUGGCCCAGCUCCAACCCCAAUCACCUCUCCAACUCUCACACAGGUGGCCCGCCUGCAUGCAUCAACCACUUCUCAAACACCGACUCAAACACUAACACCUGUUUUCUCCCAAACUCCUUCCCAGACACUCGCCCCACCUUCGCCACCUACAUCCAACCCAUCCCUAAGUAAAUCCCCAAGUCCAACCUCCUGUCUGCAGCCGUCCAUCUUUAGUUCCACCAGGACCACAUCCUCCAGCCAGAUUCCAAAAUCUGUGUCAUCUCUGACAUCAAACGCUGCACCAGCGAGCACAAGUUCCCCCACCAAAGUUCGGUUCACAGUUCACCCCGUAAAGCAAACUCUUCCGGUGUUGACCCCUAGCACCACAUCAGGUUUGAAUCAUCCUUCAAAGUCAAGCCCAGUCUCGACAAAGCCCCCCACUCAAGCCACUACAUCUUCGAGUGACACUGCUGCAUCCACUUACCCCCCGAAACAAAAUGCAGUCACCACAGCGGCACCAAGUUACCCCUCCAAACUCAUUUCACCCUCGCAGCCUUCCACCGUCCUAUCAACACAUGCCAACACCCCAGCUAACAACACCUCUCCGAAAAAAGGCAAAAAUGACCCCCAGCUGCCAGUGGCCAGAAAAGAUUCAGAGGGGCUGAGACACAAACUGCCUGCCAACAUGUAAAACAAGAAAGAAGAGGAAGUAGCUCUUGCUAGCUGGCCGAACACUGACAUACAGACAGAUAUCCAGUUUGAUGUGGACCGCUUCAUGGUGUUUGCAUUCAUGCUAGGAUGUGAUCGUCUUAGAACAUCACGUGCUUGUGUGACUCAACCAGACCACCCAUCAAGAAGACAUGCAAUAUGUGUACAAUACGUUGGUCAGUGAAUGUCAAGCGAGCUCGGGGCAGGGAUGUAGAUCCAAAAAGCUGAAAUUUCCAUUCCCUGAUGGAUGAAAACAGCAAUAUGUGUGAGAUGGCUCCAAACACUGUGCAUAAGUGUUGGGACACCUCUAGGUUGGAUUUUUCAGUGACUGCUUUCAAACGGGUCAUCGUACAACAGCAGCUUUCUAUUGUUGUUCAAGUUUAAGUGUAACAUACGAUGGGAAAUUUUGAAUGUAAACAAAAUCAUGGCUAACAAUGCAAUAAUUUGACUAAUUCACUAUUAGCUGUUUAGAUUUGAGCAAAUAACUACCCUGGAUUUGUUACAGAGCAUAGCAUGGUGAAAUAGAGGUUCACGUGCCUGCUUCGCAGAUUUGAGGUUUGAAUUUCGAAUCUAGCCUCCAGCCUCCCUGUGUGGCAUUUACAUGUUUUCGUUAUGCUGUUUUUCCCUUUGUCCGGGUACUCCAGAUACCCAAAAACACGAAUGUUAGGUUAAUUGAACAUUCAAAAUCGUCCAUGUGAGUAGUUGUUUGCAUCCCGAGUGAUUGGCUGAUAUUCAUUCCAGAGCAUACGCCUCCUCUUGCAGCUCACCUGAGACCCUAAUGAGGACAAGAGCUAUAGAAAAUAGAUGGAUGCAGACAUUUGUGAUAAAGAAGUAGAGCGACUUUAAUUAACAACGUCGUUUUUAUUCUGCCCUGGCACUGACAAUCCUUGUUACUUUAUGUGCUAAGACAUUAUACAAGCUCUAAACUAACAAAUCUAACGAUGCCCCAAGACUUAUGCACAGCACCGUAUGUCACAGGAACUGUGAGUAUAUGAUGGAGUUUUUUUCUAUUGUGGUGCGAGUCACAUGCAUAUGCAUACAGGCAAUAGACACUGCUUCCACUUGCUUCGCAUCUUCACCAAAGUGUAAUGAUACGAAUGAGCAUAUUUGUAGACGUGAAUAACUACGAGCAGUACACAAACAGUAGUUUGGUUUUGUCACAGGUGUGUGUGUGUGUUUACUCCCCCCCACCAUGCAGCAAACUUUAAAACUUCCCUUCGGACAACUUGUGUGAAUUGUAGUUUUUCGAAACUGUAUUGCUCACUGCUCUGCUGUGCACUCUUGCUCACUUUAGUUUGGCUGGUUGUAAAUAGUGCCUCCUAGUCCGCCUUUCCCUCCCUGGCUUUCAUCUCUGUCUGUGCUUUCAUGUGACUUCACAGCUCUGCACGCAAACGCUUCCUUUUGACGCCUCUCUCGGUUUCCUUAACACUCCAUCAGCCUCUUGCUCACAUGGCUGCGUCCUCCUUGUGUUGCUGUGUCUCUUUCCCUUUGUUUUCACACGUUUGGUGUUCUGUGUGGGUAGCAACAAGGAUACCAUGAUGCCUAGACUAUAUCUAUAAUUAAGGACCAAAUGUUUUAUUUUCUAUUUAUCACAGCUUUAGCUUUUGAAUGGAGUAAAAAGAAAAACAAAAACGAAAGAGCAAUUCAUUUCAGAGUGGCGGAAGGUGCAGAUGACAGUUGAUUGUCAUGAUAAUGAUGUUGUAUGUGUGACUA
This is a messenger RNA of Syngnathoides biaculeatus (alligator pipefish), 6086 nucleotides long. RefSeq names its product potassium/sodium hyperpolarization-activated cyclic nucleotide-gated channel 2. The transcript has 9 exons. Lineage: Eukaryota; Metazoa; Chordata; Actinopteri; Syngnathiformes; Syngnathidae. The coding region runs from base 1 to 4356 and encodes 1451 amino acids. Gene Ontology annotation, biological process: monoatomic ion transport; transmembrane transport. Gene Ontology annotation, cellular component: membrane. The record is from RefSeq and is a predicted model, not a curated record. Gene Ontology annotation, molecular function: monoatomic ion channel activity.